Messenger RNA from Dendronephthya gigantea, 1086 nucleotides. RefSeq lists its product as uncharacterized. The coding region runs from base 142 to 912 and encodes 256 amino acids. The transcript has 8 exons. Lineage: Eukaryota; Metazoa; Cnidaria; Anthozoa; Malacalcyonacea; Nephtheidae. The record is from RefSeq and is a predicted model, not a curated record.
AAUGAGACAAUCUCACACCGAAAUAUUAAUUAAAAUUUUGAAAAAGGUAGUUUUCGUUUUCAUAUAUUUGGGUUAAUCAGUAAGAAAUCAGCACAACAAAAGCUUAAAGGCAAGAGAGGAAAAUUGAACACAGUUACUGAUAUGGCAACACUUAAGGUUGUGCCUGUUAUUAUUAAUAAUCUCUCAAAUUCUUUUUAUAAAGGAAAGGUGACGUUAUUUUCUGACGGUCCAAAAGAUCCUUGCGAAGCAGCGCGGAGAUGUUUAGCUGAGUCGACGGAAGGAGAUGGUCUAAACGCUGGGCUAUCCUUCGAUGUUCGAUCAUACGGUUGUACCAGGCUGCGUGGAAUAAGAAAUGGGAGACCAGACAGUAACAGAAAUCCCUCCAAAAGGGUUGAAGAAAACGAAAAAUUUGUUGACGAAUCUCGAAGAUCAGAAGAAUCAUCGCAAAGAGAAAUGGAAACCCGGGAUUUGCUGAAUGACGCAGAUCGAACAUCAGAUGAAACAAUUCGAGGACGACAAGAAACGGAAGAUGAAACGUCGAGUUAUUACUUGAGGUCCAAUGAAAAGGGAUCACGAAGGAAAAGAUUAGCCAGAGAAAGGAUCGAGGUUCUUGGCCAAAAAUCAUGUACAGAAGCCGAUGCGUCACAGUCAGAACCAAUUGCAAAGGUGUUUAAACAGUUGCCUUAUUCCUUGAGAUCCAAUAAAAAGGCAAAAGAAACAUUACCAGAAGGGAAGGAAACGAAUGUAAAUGACAACCAUGGUUAUGACGUUGUGGGAUGCCACUACUCCCUGAAGCAACUUGAUGAAGACCUCGAAAAAAAGUUUGAAUCGGAAAAAUACAAACAAAAAAUGGCUCCUAUUAUUGAAAGGCUCAAAUCCAGAAUUAAGGAAGAUGCCAACUGUGGAUGUUAAUCAAAUGGACUCGAUUUUAUGGUCAAUCAAUAAUAUACGCGAAUAAUUAUCUAUAACUUAAGGCCGGUAUACACGACAAGCGUUUUGGGGCUUAGCCAGUCUGACGAUUUUGUCCCGCUAUGUAAAUUUCGUGUUAUUAUAAUUAUUAAUUUGUUUAGAAAUUCAUUGUUUUCA